Molecule: messenger RNA, 1889 nt
Organism: Trichomycterus rosablanca
Lineage: Eukaryota; Metazoa; Chordata; Actinopteri; Siluriformes; Trichomycteridae
Gene: wdr13
Product: WD repeat domain 13
Exons: 10
Coding region: 87-1535 (482 amino acids)
Cellular component (GO): nucleus
Molecular function (GO): promoter-specific chromatin binding; protein binding
Source: RefSeq, a predicted model, not a curated record
GGAUCUGUCAGCUCGGUCAUGUGAUGCGGUCUGUGUAGGGAAAAUGUCGCUGUGAGGAAUUCCAGGCAGCCCUCAGUGUGUGUGGCAUGGCUGCAGUGUGGCAGCAGGUGCUGGCAGUGGAUGCAAGGUACAAUGCUUACCGGACGCCCACGUUCCCCCAGUUCCGCACCCAGUACAUCCGCCGGCGUAGCCAGCUGCUCAGAGAGAACGCCAAGUGUGGUUUCGAGCCGGUCCUGCGCAAACAGUACCUGCGCCUGCGCAGCCAGCUGCUCGCCCUGCGCUACGGGCCGCUGUCCGAGCAGAGCAGCUUCAGGGCCAGCAGUGUGCGCAGCUCACGCACUACACUGGACCGCAUGGAGGACUUUGACGAGGACCCCAGGGCUCAGGGUGCUCGAGGUCACCGUCGCUCAGUAAGUCGUGGUUCCUAUCAGCUGCAGGCCCAGAUGAACCGGGCGGUGUAUGAAGAAAGGCCCCCGGGCAGCUUGGUACCCACCUCUGUGGCAGAGGCGAGUCGUGCCAUGGCAGGCGACACCACACUGAGCGAAAACUACGCCUUCGCCGGCAUGCAUCACAUCUUCGACCAGCACGUCGACUCUGCAGUUCCUCGACUGCAGUUCGCCAACGACGACAAGCACCUCCUGGCCUGCUGCUCGCUGGACGGGACCCUGUCCAUCAUGGCGCUGUCCCCGCUCCCCCCGACCGUCAAGGUCGCCCUGGAAGGCCACGCGGGUCCGGUGACCGACUUCGCCUGGUCGCUCAGCAACGACGUCAUCGUGUCCACCUCGCUGGACGGGACGCUGCGCAUCUGGAACACGGAGGACGGCCGGUGCAUCCGCGAGGUCAGCGACCCCGAAUCCAGCGAGCUCCUGUGCUGCACCUUCCAGCCCAUGAACAACAACCUCACCGUGGUUGGGAACAGUAAACACCUGCUUCAAGUGGUGAACAUCUCCACCGGGAAGAAGGUCAAAGGGGGCUCCAGCAAACUGACCGGCCGGGUGCUGUCGCUAUCGUUCGACGCCCCGGGGAGGAUCCUGUGGGCUGGCGAUGACCGAGGGAGCAUCUUCUCCUUCCUCUUUGACAUGGCUACAGGGAAGCUGACCAAAGCUAAGAGACUGGUGGUGAGCGAGGGAAGCCCGAUUUCCAGCAUCUCGGCCCGGUCGUGGAUCAGCCGAGAGGCUCGGGACCCGUCACUCCUCAUCAAUGCCUGCGUCAAUAAACUGCUGCUCUACAGGGUUGUGGAUAAUGAAGGAACCCUGCAGCUGAAGAGAAGCUUCCCAAUCCAGCACAGCUCUCAGCUCAUCCACAGCAUCUUCUGCCCACUGAUGUCGUUCAGACAAGGCGCCUGUGUUGUGACCGGCGCCGAAGACGCGUGCGUUUACUUUUUCGAUGUGGAGCGCAACACUAAAGCGAUCGUGAACAAGCUGCAGGGGCACAGCGGCCCCGUCCUGGACGUCAGCUUCAACUGCGACGAGAGUUUACUGGCCUCCUCCGACGCCACGGGCAUGGUCAUCGUCUGGAGACGCGAGCAGAAGUAAUAACGAAAAUGCUGUUAAUGCUAAACUUCCACUCAAUCAGCAGCUCAAGUCCGACCCCGCCGUAACGACCCCUCGCACAUCUGUCUGAUGUUCCGCUCUCCUGACGUUCCUGUGCGCUGUUCCUAAUUCAUUUAUCAGUUCUGAUUGUGAUGCUUGAUGCUCGGCACAAAUGUCUUAUAUAAAUUAUUGCCUCAGUAAGAGAGAGAGAAAUUUUAUGCUGUGUGUGUGUGUGUGUGUGUGUGCGCAUGUAAGUGAACGACCUCAAUGUUUAAUGGUGAUGAGAUGAUGUUGGCUUAUAAAAUAACACUACUGUAUUUAUGAACAUUAGAAAGUAAUAAAGUUCAUCACACACUC